CUCCCAGCUGAAACCAGCACUCAGGAUAAUGGCACCCACUGCUCUCUCCCUGGAAAUCCUAACGCCCAAAGAGAAGAACAGACUCAGGAAACCCAUUGUAGAGAAACUGCGCCGGGAUCGGAUUAACAGCAGCAUCGAGCAGCUGAAGCUGCUCCUGGAGAAGGAGUUCCAGAGGCACCAGCCCAACUCCAAGCUGGAGAAGGCAGACAUCCUGGAGAUGACUGUCAGCUACCUGAAGUACAGCCGAGGUGAGCGCAUCCCCCAGCCGUGCCUGCUGUCCUUACUUCGAGGCAAAGCUCCAGCCCGAGUCUCCCUGUGUAACCCUUCUCUCCUCCCUGCCCCCACAGCUUUCGCAGCCUCCGCCAAGAGCCUGCAGCAGGAUUACUGCGAGGGGUACGCCUGGUGCCUCAAGGAAGCUCUGCAGUUCCUGUCUCUCCAUUCGGCGAGCACAGAAACCCGCACGAAGCUCAUCUGCCACUUCCAGAGGCCACCAGCAGCGCCCAAGGACCCUGGUUCUUCUUCUGCACCGCCUUCCACCCACCAGCCCCCAGCAAAACAGGCAGCACUGAAACCCUCCUGCAGCCUCUGGAGGCCUUGGUAGCCCAAGAGCAUGCCCACGGCUUUCCUGGACAUUGCUGUACUCCAGAGGAGACUGUGACUUGCCGUCCAAGUCCCCCCGCUCCUCUCAAGAGUAGGGAAGAACAUUUCCCCUUGGCAGAGCAUUGCUGUGCUCGGAUAUCUGCUUCCCUUCUUCCAGAAGGACUGAAAUGAUCCCACCACGUGGAGAGAAAGUUGUUCUCAAAGGACGUGAGAUGUAUUCCUCCUGCUAGGAGGACCAAGAGGUGUUGUUCAGAGAAGGACACCGCCUGUUCUUAACCUUAGUGAGGUUGCACAUGUAUGUCUGUUGAGAAAGCAGUAACUUCUGAGCCGUUCUGGCUAGCAUUUUCACAAGUGUCCAUUCAGCAGCAGCCCUUCCCUCUGACCUGCCUCACUUGAGACACUUCUAAACGUCCCAGGCUAUCACACCUGUACUGCCUGGCUGCAGCUAUGGGGCCUGGGGGGUGGUGUCUCAAGCAGAGCAGCUGCUCAAACUGGACACCUGUGAAAAUCUAGCCUUGCUGUGGGGGGUCAGAAGGGGUUCUAUGAUAUUUGUAGACUGUAUUGAGCAUGCUCUGGAAAAAAACAACAUAAUAGUUAAACCAUAACCCAAAGUAUGUAGAGGAAAUUCCUCGGGAUGUCUUGCUCACAACGCGAGGGUACUGCUUGUGAGGUUCAGGAUACGUUUGCCUUUUAUAAAGGCAAAAGCUCAGCUCCAUAUCCUUAUAGGAAAGAAAAGUUCCAGCUGUGCUGUCGAUUUUACAGGAGCUACUUAUCAAAGCCUUUCAUGAAAGGCAGGUGUACAAAUUGUAUUUGCUCUUUGGUACCCUACCAGCAGGGGAGAACGAAUUCCUUACUGUCCUUGCGGGACGCUGCGCCGUGUUUUAUGUGUGAGCUGCACCAACGGUGCGACCUGUGCCAGGAAUCACCCUGGGCACGUCAGGAGGGGCAGAAACCUUUUACAGUACACACAAUAAAUAAAAAUCCAGUUGACAAAUCCA
Pogoniulus pusillus (Red-fronted tinkerbird) is the source of this 1598-nucleotide messenger RNA. RefSeq names its product hes family bHLH transcription factor 5 (gene HES5). Gene Ontology annotation, molecular function: DNA-binding transcription factor activity, RNA polymerase II-specific; protein dimerization activity; RNA polymerase II cis-regulatory region sequence-specific DNA binding. The record is from RefSeq and is a predicted model, not a curated record. Bases 29 to 601 code for a protein of 190 amino acids. NCBI's taxonomy places the organism in Eukaryota, Metazoa, Chordata, Aves, Piciformes, Lybiidae. The transcript is spliced from 2 exons. Gene Ontology annotation, cellular component: nucleus. Gene Ontology annotation, biological process: regulation of transcription by RNA polymerase II; anterior/posterior pattern specification; regulation of neurogenesis.